CGUACGCCGCGCCACCACAUGGGAUAUACCUUGCGCGUCCUAACAUACGGAUAAUCACACAAAAUGAGAGUCAUAAUUCUCCUUGCCGUGGUAGCGAUAGUGGCUUCAGCGCCUCAGAAGCCUGCAGAUCAAGUUAUUGCAAUUCUCAAACAAGAGUUUGAUCAGCAAGCCGACGGAUCGUACGUCUACAGCUACGAAACGGAAAACGGUAUUAAAGCAGAUGAAACCGGUACCCUGAAGAAGGCUAGUGGUCCAGACAGCAAUGACGUAAUAGUAGCUCAGGGUGCAUUCAGUUACACGGCGCCAGAUGGUACUGUUAUCAGUCUUAACUAUGUCGCUGAUGAUGAAAAUGGAUUCAAACCGGAGGGUGCACAUUUACCUACACCUCCCCCGAUACCGCCAGCAAUCCAAAAGGCACUCGAUUAUCUAGCGACUCUACCUCCACCGCCACCUUCGAGGAGUUAGACAAGAUGACCGAUGACCAAACUUAUCUGUACGAUGACGCCCGCUCGUGCCGCUUUGAAAACACGCUUUUUUGUUUUGUGGUUUUACUGUACAUACUAUAUUGUUUGAAAAACAAAGAUGACAAAAGCCUGUUUAAAAGAAUGGUACACUAUAAUUAAUCAAAGCAUAAUAAAAAAUUGUAUAAAAAUAAAUGCUCAAAAAUUGAACUGUGAUAGCUAAGAUUUGCAUGGAAAAAUGAUUAUGAUAUUUAUUAUUUAUUUAAUAAAAGCAAAUACAGUGCCAAAGAUGCAUUGCGGAUAGA
Messenger RNA from Pararge aegeria (speckled wood butterfly), 766 nucleotides. RefSeq names its product endocuticle structural glycoprotein ABD-4-like (gene Cpr49Ae). The transcript has 4 exons. NCBI's taxonomy places the organism in Eukaryota, Metazoa, Arthropoda, Insecta, Lepidoptera, Nymphalidae. The record is from RefSeq and is a predicted model, not a curated record. Bases 64 to 465 code for a protein of 133 amino acids. Gene Ontology annotation, cellular component: chitin-based extracellular matrix. Gene Ontology annotation, molecular function: structural constituent of chitin-based larval cuticle.